This is a messenger RNA of Sitophilus oryzae (rice weevil), 1332 nucleotides long. RefSeq lists its product as uncharacterized. The transcript is spliced from 2 exons. The record is from RefSeq and is a predicted model, not a curated record. NCBI's taxonomy places the organism in Eukaryota, Metazoa, Arthropoda, Insecta, Coleoptera, Curculionidae. The coding region runs from base 280 to 1332 and encodes 350 amino acids. Gene Ontology annotation, cellular component: nucleus. Gene Ontology annotation, molecular function: DNA binding.
UUUAUGACUAGUAGUGUUACUUUAUGACGGUAGCUCUCUAACUGCAUUUUUUAAAUUUACCAAAGUUCUCUGUAAUACAAACAAAAAAUCUAAUAUUUUGUUUUACAACUAGAUCAUAUGACUCCAUCUAGGAAUCAUUUUUAGAACUAUAAGUUGAAGGUGGGGAUUAGUUUGACAAUUAUUCUCAAACCAUUAAAAUCAGCUGUUUUCUUAAAACCUUCCAACUUUGUCUUUUGUCCUAUUAUUGAGUGCAUUUAUUGCAAAAAAGGUUUCUGUGUUAUGCCACGUGUGUAUAAGCGAAAAAUUGGCUCCCGCGCCUACAAAAAUUAUACAGAUGAGAAAUUGAAACAGGCCCUUGAAGAAAUUAGGAGCAAGAACACAUCUUUACGCCUUGCUGCCGAAAAAUAUGGCAUUCAUCGAAACACUCUAUGGUUAAAGAUAAAAGGAAAACAUCAAAAUAAACAUGGUCAACAAAAAGUCUUCUCCGAUGAAGAAGAAAAUAUAUUUGCUGUACACAUUAUUACAAUGUCGACAUUUGGGUUUCCAAUAACUACCUUUGACCUUCGCUGUAUUGUAAAAUCCUACUUGGAUCGCCAGGGAAAAAAUGUUAAAUGUUUUAAAAAGAACUUUCCGGGACCCGAUUGGGUGAAAAUGUUUUUGAAACGUCACCCACAACUAACCCAGAGAAUUGCUCAGAAUAUAUCGCAUACUAGAGCUGCUACUGAUGAAGACAUUAUAAACAAGUUCUUUGAUCAUUUAGAGGUUGAACUUCGUGGUAUUCCCCCUUCUAAUAUGUGGAAUUAUGAUGAGACAAAUUUGGUGGAUGAUCCGGGAAUGUCGAAAAUCAUAACUAAAAGAGGUACAAAGUACCCUGAAAGGAUAAGAAACUCGUCCAAGGCCUGUACCUCUUUAAUGGUGUGCGGAAACGCUGAGGGUAAAUUAGCUCCACUAUAUAUCAAUUAUAAAGCUAAAAAAAUGUGGGAUACGUGGACUGAAAAUGGCCCUCUUAAUGCUCGAUACAAUCAGACAAGCUCAGGGUGGUUCGACUAUAAACUUUUUGAAGAUUGGUUUUUGAGAUUGUUACUGCCAAUUCUUAAAGAGCAAGAAGGACCCAAAGUCAUCAUAGGCGACAAUUUAAGUUCACACUUAAAUUUACAGGUUAUUCAAGAAUGUGAAGCCAAUAACGUCCGUUUUAUUGCGUUGUCGCCUAACACCACCCAUCUUCUCCAGCCAUUGGAUGUGGCAUUUUUCCGUCCCAAGAAAGAAAAAUGGCGAAGAAUUCUAAACGAGUGGAAGGAAGGUGCCCACGGUAGUAGGUUUUCUUCGGUGUAA